Messenger RNA from Exophiala aquamarina CBS 119918, 1215 nucleotides. RefSeq lists its product as uncharacterized. The transcript has 5 exons. Gene Ontology annotation, cellular component: membrane. Gene Ontology annotation, molecular function: carbohydrate:proton symporter activity. Gene Ontology annotation, biological process: transmembrane transport; carbohydrate transport. The record is from RefSeq and is a predicted model, not a curated record. Lineage: Eukaryota; Fungi; Ascomycota; Eurotiomycetes; Chaetothyriales; Herpotrichiellaceae. Bases 1 to 1215 code for a protein of 404 amino acids.
AUGUUGCUAGUUGGUCUUGGAUCUGGCUUCUCCGGCCUGGCUUCGCCGCUGCUCAUCACCGAGCUUGCCCAUCCUUGCGAGCGUGGCAAGAUCACCGCCUUAUACAACACCCAGUACUACUUCGGUGCCUUCCUGGGAGGCUGGAUCACUUUCGGAACACUUUACAUCAACUCAAACUGGUCGUGGAGGCUUCCCAGUUUGCUGCAAUCAGCCCCUUCCUUCGUCCAAUUGCUCUUAGUUUUGCUUCUGCCUGAAAGUCCGCGUUGGCUCGUUUCGAGAGGCAAGGACGAACAGGCACUCAAUAUCCUCGCCAAGUACCACGCCAACGGUAAUCGUGAAGACCCUCUGGUCCGGUUCGAAUAUGCUGAAAUGAAGGUUUCCAUCAGGCAGGGUGAACAAAAGGGACGUUGGUCUGAAUUGUUCAAGACUCGCGGCAAUCGCUAUCGUGUGUUUAUCUGUCUCUGCUGCGGUGUCUUCUCUCAGUUCUCCGGGACGAGUCUGACGGCAUAUUACCUGCACAAUAUCCUAGAAGCCAUCGGUAUCACUAGCCCGAACUACCAGAACAAGCUCAACGGGUUCAUCUUGAUGGUAAAUAUGCUUGAGGCUUGGUUUUGGGCCCUGAUGGUAGACCGUUUUGGCCGCCGUCCGCUCUUCUUGAUUGCCUCUAGCGGAAUGUGCUGUACGUUCGCCAUCUGGAUUGCCUUGACCGCCUACCAGCUCAAGUUUCCGGACCAAGUGGGAUACGGAAAGGGAGUCAUCUCCAUGAUUUUCUUCCAUAACUUCUUCUACAACUUUGCCUGGAUCUCCCUCAACGUAGCCUACCCACUUGAGAUUCUCAGCUUCAAGAUCCGCGCCAACGGCCUAUUCAUGCAGGGCCUGGCCACCAACAUUUGCCUUGCGCUGUCUCAAUACAUUAUCCCAAUCGGCAUUGCGGCCGGCAGCUGGAAGUUCUACUUCUUUUUCGAAGGAUGGCUCCUCAUCCAGCUCGUCACCGUCUACUUCUUCUUCAUCGAAACCCGCGGCGCCACCCUUGAGGAAAUCAACCGCACUUUCGACGGCGCCGAGGCCGUCGAAGAGAUCAAGGCAAAGGCCAACGAGGCUGUUGGUGUUACGGACAUUACUGAAAUUGGUGAUUCCCACAGGAAGGGUGGCAACGAUGAUGUCGGUGUCGCGGAGGUCACUCAUGUGGACGAGAUUCGCGAGAAGUCCUCCUAA